Molecule: messenger RNA, 1200 nt
Organism: Camelina sativa (false flax)
Lineage: Eukaryota; Viridiplantae; Streptophyta; Magnoliopsida; Brassicales; Brassicaceae
Source: RefSeq, a predicted model, not a curated record
AUGAAUAGAGGAGAAAAUUUGGAUUCCAUCCCGAUUGAUCUCGUUCUCGAGAUAUUCUCGAGAUUGUCUGCAAAGUCAGUCGGGAGGUGUCGUUGCGUGUCGAAGCUAUGGAGGUCCACACUUGGUGAGUGGCUCUUCUUCUCAUCGCCUCAGCCUGAUCAUAUUAAUCUUUAUGAGAAGUCGUCGUCGUCUCCUGUAGUAGCCGCAGCCGAUUUUCAUAUGAAGUUUUCUGAAGACAUAAGCCGACACGAAUACGAAUGUAGCUAUGUUUCUGGUUUGAUAUUUUUUCGUCAAAUGUGGAUCCGAGAGGAGGGUCCGGGUCCACUGCGGGUGCUAUGUAACCCUAUCACGGGACAAUAUUCCAUCUUACAACUGGUAACGUACAAAGAGAUAAGAAGCCUUUUAGGGUUUGAUCCGAUUGACAAACAAUUCAAGGUAUUGCGCAUGAGUUAUGGAUGCGUACACCAUGUUCUGACAUUAGGAACCGGAAAAAUGAAAUCUGAGAAAUUUAAGUUUAUUGACGCAAAAUGCUUUGGUGAUGAAUUACCACAAUUGAUCAACUAUAAGGGUAAAUUAGGUGGGAUUAUUUGGAAGUGUAACUACAUUGGUCCAAGGCGUACCCUUACCUUGUGUAUGUUGGUUCUAAAGGAUGCUGAGAAACAAGAAUGGUCCAAAUAUGCCUACACUUUGCCGAAGAAUCAAUUCCGUGAUUCCUACUACUUUUCUGUUGCUGGAGUUACUGCUAAAGGUGAUAUUGUUUUUUUGGACACCCUAACAUCUAAACCGUUUUAUGUUUUCUACUUUAAUCCCGAAAGGAACACUAUCCAACGCGUUGAAAUCCUUGGUGACCAUGAAGUGUUUGCCAAGCCGUGUCUAGUUUACGCCUUUGUAGACCAUGUAGAGGAUCUUAGUUUUAAUAUUAUGAAGAAAAGAUAUGUUGCAACAUCUAUAAGCCCCCCACCGCCAGAGCAGAAACCUAACCCCACGAGCACAGAAGCAUCGUCUAGAAAGGUUCAUCAUCAUGUAAGGACCAUUGCUCGCCCGCUACAAGAUCGUCCAUCGUUUGAGAGUAUUAAUAAAUUUAAUGCUUUGCAUCGUUUAGAUGAUGAUGAACAAUUUACUACUGCUCGCCCGGGACAGAGUCGUAGUUUAUUUGAGAGCAUUAGCAAAUUUGAAGCUCAGUCUCCUAUGAAUCUAUAG